CCGUAGGUGAGGGGGUGGGGUCCGCGUGUGCCGGGCAGGGCACGUUGGGGCCACGUGACGAGGCGGUCCAACAUGGCGACUGUAGCGGAGCGCUGAGUGGACUGACGAGGUUCCCCCUCACCUGUCACUGCUGACGCUGUCUCCCCCUCUCCUCCUCGUCUCUCGUGCCCGGACUCCUCUCUUCUGCUCGUCCACCUCGUCUCCCUACGCCUCUUGCGCGGUGCAGGCGCCGACUAUGGCGCGAUGGUGCCCGGUGGCGAAGGAGAAACACGGAGUCGCCAUAUUCAACUUGUCGGCGAACACCGAGCACCAGCUGCCUCUGCAGAUCGGCGAUGUGGUGCACAUCCUGGAGAGCUGUGACGGAUGGUUUCGAGGCUAUACAAUCAAGAACAAGGCUCGGAAGGGUAUCUUCCCAUCUGCCUACAUUCAUAUCAAGAAUGCACUGUUUGACAAAAAGGGGAGCACGGAGGUGGUGGCGCCAGGACCCACUGAGUCGCCGCUUGUGCAGGAGGUGACCACCACGCUGCGGGAGUGGGCCGUCACGUGGCGCCAUCUCUAUGUGAACUAUGACAGCAAGAGGUUCAGGCAGCUGGGUGACAUGAUGUACGAGCUGAUAAACUGGCGCUCGCAGAUCCUGUCCGGCACGCUGCCCCUUGACGAGCUCAAGGAGCUCAAGCAGAAGGUGACGGCCAGGAUCGACUACGGAAACAGCAUUCUGGGCCUGGACCUGGUGGUACGAGAUGACGAUGGAAAUAUCCUGGACCCUGACCAAACGAGCACGGUCAGCCUGUUCCGUGCGCACGAGAGCACCACGAAGCAGAUCACCGACCGCCGCAAGGAGGAGCAGAAAACGAAUCAGGACGCGUUCCGGGCAAACCUGGCGGGCAUGCACUCGCACAGCCUCUUUGUGACCGUCAAGAACUUUGUGUGCAAGAUCGGUGAAGAGUCGGAGGUGUUCAUGUCCCUCUACGACCCCGCGGAGGGGAUGUUCAUCAGUGAGAAUUACCUGGUGCAGUGGGGCAGCCAAGGGAUGCCCAAAGACAUCAACAAGCUCAACAACCUGCGCGUCGUCUUCACCGACCUUGGAAGCAGAGACUUGAAGCGGGACAGGAUCUGCCUGGUGUGCCAGAUCAUCCGGAUUGGCUACAUGGACCUCAAGGAGACCCACCCCAAGAAGAGCACCUCGGGGCUGCGCCGCCCCUUCGGGGUGGCCGUGAUGGAAAUCACCGACAUCAUCAACGGCAAGGGGGACAGUGACGAGCAGAAGGAGCACUUCAUCCCCUUCCAGCAGUUGUCAGGAGAAAACGACUUCCUCCAGAACGUCAUCAGCAAGGUCGUGUCGUCUAAGGAGGUCAACCACAAGGGCCAGGGCCUUUACGUCUCUCUGAAGAUGCUUCAUGGCGACAUCAAGCAGAUCCGCCAGGAGUUCCCCCAUCUGGUCGAUCGCUCCACAGCCAUCGCCCGCAAGCUGGGCUUCCCAGAAAUCAUCAUGCCUGGGGACGUCAGGAACGACAUCUACGUGACCCUGUUAAACGGGGAGUUCGACAAGGGCAACAAGACGACGCCCAAAAACACCGAGGUCACCAUGUGCGUCUGCGACGAGGAAGGAAAAGUCUUGGAGAAUGUUAUCUGCUUGGGCGCUGGAACCAACCCCGUAACAGAGUACAAGUCGGUGGUUUACUACCAGGUCAAGGCACCCCAGUGGUUUGAGACGGUCAAGGUGGCAGUGCCCAUUGAAGACAUGUAUCGCAGUCACCUGAGGUUCACGUUUCGCCACCGCUCCUCCGUCGAGUCCAAAGACCGCAGUGAGAAGGUGUUUGGCAUGGCGUUCGUGAAGCUCAUGAGAUACGAUGGCACCACCCUCUUGGACAACACUCACACGCUCAUCGUCUACAAGGGCGACACUAAGAAGCUGGAGGACGCGUCGGCGUAUCUGGGCCUCACGUCAAUGGAUGACCGCUCCACCCUGCAGUCACCGUCCAAGCCGCUGCCUGCCAGCAGCCUCGCGGUCAGCAAGGAGCGCCUCUACAUCUCCACGCUCGUUUGCUCCACCAAGCUCACACAGAACGUGGAACUGCUUGGGCUAUUGAAGUGGCGCUCCAACCCCAACAUCCUGGAGGCCAAUUUGAGGCAGCUCAUGAAGGUCAACGGCGAGGAGGUGGUCAAGUUCCUGCAGGACACACUGGACGCACUCUUCAACAUCAUGAUGGAGAACUCGGAGAGUGAGGUUUACGACCGCCUCGUGUUCGAUGCCCUGAUCUUCAUAAUAGGACUCAUCGCAGAUCGCAAGUUCCAGCAUUUUCACCCCGUGCUGGAGGCCUACAUCUCGCAGCACUUCAGCGCCACGCUGGCCUACGCGAAACUCACGAAGGUGCUCAAGUACUAUGUGGACAACGUGCAGGCCAAGGACAUCGCUGACCCUCUGCUGCGUGCCAUGAAGUCCCUGGAGUACGUCUUCAAAUUCAUCGUGCGGUCGAGGAUCCUCUUCGUGCAGCUCUACGAAGACAAAGACAGGGAGGAGUUUGAGGACUCCCUGCGCGAGCUCUUCAAAUCUAUCAACAACAUGAUGCGCAAUACCCAGGACUCCACGCUGCUCGUGCAGGGAGCAGCCAUGAAGUAUCUGCCUCUGAUCGUGCGCGACGUCCGCGGUGUGUUUCAUCUGACGGAGCUCAGCCACCUGUUCCAGGAGUUCAUCAGGAACAUCCCGCAAGAGCGGCUGACCAAGCAGAAGCUGUGCUGCAUGACUGAAAUGGUGUACAGGGACCUGUUUUUGCACAAAGAGUGCCGUGACGUGCUGCUGCCCAUGAUGACGGAGCAGCUCAAGUCCUACCUGGAAAAGAUGGAGGAGCUGGAGCCUUGCGUGCAACUGCUCAGCAACGUCCUGGAAGUUCUGCACCUCAAAAACGUGGGCCCUACAGAGAUGCACAUCCAGCUCAUCAUGGAGUCGCUGCUGAGGACCGUGAAUAGAACCGUCAUUGCCAUGGACCACAACUCCCUUCUCAUGAACCAUUUUGUGGCGUGCAUGACGGCCAUCCUGCGACAGAUGGACGAGAGCCACUACCAGUACUACAUCCAGACGUUCAAGACACGCUCCGACCUCGUUGACUUUCUGAUGGAAACAUUCAUCAUGUUCAAGAACCUCAUCGGCAAGAAUGUGUACCCGGCCGACUGGGUCAUCAUGAACAUGAUGCAGAACAGGGUGUUCCUCCGAGCCAUUAACCAGUUUGCGGACACGCUGAACAGAAUGUUUUUGGACAGUGUCAGCUUCGAGUUGCAGCUGUGGAACAACUACUUCCACUUGUCGGUCGCCUUCCUCACGCAGGAGUCGCUGCAGCUGGAGAACUUCUCGCACGCCAAACGCGCCAAGAUUGUCAGCAAACAUGGAGACAUGCGGCGAGCCAUCGGAUUCGAGAUCCGGGACAUGUGGUACAACCUCGGUCCCCACAAGAUCCGCUUCAUCCCCGAGAUGGUGGGACCCAUCCUGGAGAUGACUCUCAUCCCUGAGACUGAGCUACGCAAGGCGACCAUCCCCAUCUUCUUCGACAUGAUGCAGUGCGAGUACCACUUCAACGGCUCCUUCAAGAAGUUUGAGAAUGAGAUCAUCACGAAGCUGGACCACGAGGUGGAAGGAGGCAAGGGUGACGAGCAGUACAAGGUCCUGUUUGAGAAGAUCCUCCUCGACAGCUGUCGCCGGCACAAGUACCUGGCGAAGCCGGGCGAGAGCUUCGUCAUCGUGGUGAAGCGACUGCUGGAGCGGCUGCUGGACUACCGCAUGAUCAUGCACGACGAGAACAUGGACAACCGCAUGAGCUGCACCGUCAACCUGCUGAAUUUCUACAAGGAAAUCGAGCGGGAAGAGAUCUACAUACGGUACCUGUACAAGCUGCACGACCUACACCUGCAGUGCGACAACUACACGGAGGCCGGGUACACGCUGCUGCUCUACACCCACCUGUUGAAGUGGUCGGACGAUCCGUGCGCGUCGCACUUGAACCUGCGAGGAGCCCAGAAGGGCAACACCCAGCGCGAGCUCAAGGAGAUGCUCUACGGCGACAUCAUCGGCUACUUCGACAAGGGCAAGAUGUGGGAGGAGGCGAUCGGGCUUUGCAAGGAGCUGGCGCAGCAGUACGAGACGGAGAUAUUCGACUACGAGCAGCUCAGCAACAUCCUGAGACGACAGGCGAAGUUUUACGAAAACAUCAUCACGGUGAUGCGGCCCAAGCCAGACUACUUUGCCGUGGGCUAUUUUGGGCAAGGCUUCCCGUCAUUCCUGCGGAACAAGAUGUUCAUCUACCGCGGCAAGGAGUACGAGCGGCGAGAGGACUUCGAGGCGCGCCUCCUCGCCCAGUUCCCCAACGCCGAGAAGAUGAAGACGACGAGUCCGCCCGGCGAGAACGUGCGCAGCGCUCCGUCGCAGAACAUCCAGUGCUUCACCGUUCAGCCCCUGCAGAGGGACCAGCCCAAGUUUAAAAACAAGAGCGUCAACGAUCAGAUCCUCAAUUUCUACAAAGUGAAUGAGGUUCAGUGCUUCACGUACUCCCGGCCUGUGCGCAAGGGAGACAAGGACCCAGACAACGAGUUUGCCAACAUGUGGAUCGAGCGGACCACCUACAGUACAGAGUACAGGCUGCCCGGAAUCCUGCGCUGGUUUGAAGUCAUUGAGACUUCAAAGGUUGAGAUCAGCCCGCUGGAGAACGCCAUCGAGACGAUGAACAAGACCAACGAGAAGAUCCUGAACCUGGUGAACCAGCACCAGAACGACGGCAGCCUCCCCAUCAACCCCCUCUCCAUGCUGCUCAACGGCAUCGUGGACCCCGCCGUGAUGGGCGGCUUCUCCAACUACGAGAAGGCUUUUUUCACGGAAAAAUACGAGCGGGAGCACCCAGAGGAUGAGGAAAAGAUCAACAAACUCAAGGACCUGAUCGCCUGGCAGAUCCCCAUGCUGGGCGCUGGGAUCAAGAUCCACGGGGACAAGGUGUCGGAGGCGCUGCGCCCGUUCCACGAGCGAAUGGAGGGCUGCUUCCGCCAGCUGCGCGAGAAGGUGGAGCGGCAGUACGGGCAACGCGCGCUGCCGGCGCUGGAGGACUACAGAGGCAGCCGCGCACGCUCCAUGGUGCGCUCGUUCACGCUGCCGUCCAGCGCGUGCCGCCCGCUCUCCGUGGCGUCCGUGGCCUCCGUGGCCUCCGUCUCGUCGCACAACUCGGACGGCGCCGUGCCCCACAUCACCGUCUUCGGCAGCGGCGACGGCAUCACCGACCCGCCGGUGCCCAGGAAGCCUGCGACGGGGACGCUGUCGCGGUCGCGCGACAAGCUCAACGAGGAGGACGAGCGGCGCGAGCGCCACAAACGCGGCAGCCGUCACAUAGACGGCUCGGAGCGCGAGGCCCGCGCCACCGAGUCCGGCGCCCCCGCCGACGUCGUGACGCUCACCGAGACGAUCACACCGCAGAGGCCCCAGCGGCCACGAAGCGCGGUGAACCCCUUGGGAGACCGCCGUCUGUCGCUGACUCCUCAGUCACAGGCCGGACCCGGCACGUCUCGCCCACAGUCCAUGGAGUGUCAGCUGCUCUCCCCGACCAGCACAGGUUCCGAGUUCACGAUAUUCACAUCAGGAUGCGUGGUGGAUGGUGGUGGGGUCGAACCUCCGCCCUUGCCCAUCAAGAGCUCGAACCAAGACGGGAGCGACGACUCUACCUUGCCACCACCCCCGCUGCCGGUCAAAGUGGAGCACAGCAAGGGGACUCCACCUCCACCCCCUCCAAAGGGCUCCAGGGGACACAUGCCACAGCUCUAGGGACGUCUGCUGCAACAGCUCACGCGAUCGGGGGCUGCCAUUUGCGGACCGUCCUGCGCCCUUAACACUUUUCAAUCACCUGUCUCAAACGAGCGUUGGGCAGUGCUCAUCUCAGUCGGUGGCACUGAGCGUGGCACUCAAACUUCCACAUUCCUUUUGGGGUGGGGGGAAAGGUGGCGUGGCCUGAUCACGUCACAGGAAGAUCUUUUUUUGCCCUUGAAUUAUGCACGUGGCGCUGUCGUAAAUUAAUGGGUGGUGGCAGCAGUCAUUUUUUGUGGUCGCUCAACAGGAGUACUCGCUGCUUGCGACAUUGAAGAGUCCCCCAAAGAGAACAAAACUUUGGUUGGAUUAGAAGGCCCUCUCAGCCUCGUGUCGCCAGCGAGCUCACCAAUGAGACCGGUAUGCAAUGGGUCUCCGGUUCAAUUCAAGUAAUAUUCUGGGACACUGCCAACACGUGUGCUCUUUGCUGUAAAGCGAACGUAAUGUAUUAAAGACCACGUGGCGAUACUUGCAUGAGUAUAGACCACCUGUUGCUGAUUUUUGUGCCUGAAUUUGAGAAAAAAUAUAUGUAUUUUUAAAAAUCACACGUUCCUUGAUAUGUAGUAAUAAUAAUUAUUAAAAGCGUCUUCUAUUUGUGGGAUAGGCGUUACUAAAAUAUUCUAUGUGGCUCAAGAUCAAGAAGUUAUUAUCGCUUAUUCCACCUUUUCACGGCUUCCUUCUGCCAGAUCUCUCAACUGUUAUAUAGUCAACACCUCUCGAGUCCACUGUGAGUCUUCCCUUGGGGUUCUGACUUCUAGGCGUCCCUCCCAGAAUGCCCGUCUUUGUAAGCCACCCCGUGCUCCCACUCCCACUUAAUCACAACCCUGUCUUGAUGUCAAAAAUGAUAUCCUGUCAUGUUCUUGUCUGAAUGUUUACGGUGCUUACUCUGUCCUGCCACUUCAGAUACACAUGCACUAAAAGGGUGAUUUUCUCUUGAUUUGUUGCAGUCCAGCAGCAGCAUAGACAUUACUCUUACUGCAAAUGCACGUCUGAACACUAACGCCGCUCAAUUUCACUUGGUAGACUUAACAUUUUCAUUGACUCAUUCUCACGUGCAUAGGAUUUGAAAGUAUCUUCAAACAUUGGACCAUCAUAAUAACACCGAUGUUUACACAACACAAUUUCCUCUGUCAUUCAUCCGAACACAUCUGCACCAUCCCAGAGUGCUUCAUACCAUCCCACCCACCUCUUAAUGACCCCUAUCCCUCGCAGGGAUAGAGUUAGUGCAUCACUAACUCCCAACCAAAUGAAUUCCUCUUUGAUGACUCAACCAGGGGAUGACUUAUUGUGCUCUCUGUCUGCCACAAAAACCUCUAAUUCUCUUUUUCCAAAUCAUUAAUACGACUCUUGAUUUUUGCGAAGGGGGAUGCUUGCGCAGUGUCACAUUGGGCAGCACUUGCCCAGAGUAAUACCAGCACGCGGUUGCGGCCCUUCCACUCUCACGCGGAUCGCUCGGCUCCGAUCUGGGCUCCCAACUGCAAGGAAUUAUCUUCGGGCAGUCCCGCUAAUAUUUUUCCGGAGGUGUGAUGCGCGCAUGAUAAGUGGGCCUCUGAAAGCACCCCGCGUGAUGCCUGCAUCCUCCAGGCCCACCGAGGUGUGUGGCUUUUGAACAGCGCCUCCCCAAUGGUGGACAGCUUUGAGACUGCAUUGCAAAAAGUCCAAGUUAGAUGUGACAUAGUGUACAAAACAACCGGGCUUGAUGGAUAUCUUUUGAUUUUCCUAUAAGGAACUUACAAGGUGGAUGGAUGGCAAGGUAUAGCGCGCAUGCAUGGUUGUGUAUGUGUGUCCGCACGAGGCAUUUAAACCAACAGGAGUGAGCAAUGAACAUAUAAAACUAAAUAUCCUAAAUCCAUUAGUGGAUUUGCAUACUUCUAUGAACACAAUUCAAACAAACUACUGAUCUUUAAAAACACUGAACGUGUAGCUUCGGAAGGCUAGGUUUCAGACCAACACAAAUUGUGUUCUUAUUCUCAAAUGAUCGCUAGGCAAUGUUUAUCUCUGCAGGCCACCCUGGGUCAAGUGGUAGAACUUCCACAUUCCUCAGCCAGGGGUCAGGAUACCCGUUGCAUGUUCUUAGGAAGACUCCACCAUGCCACGCCGUGAUCACACGCGGGCGACGCUACGGAAGCACCGCUUAGCACCACGAUGUUGUAGAUCCUUGCCUCCUCACCUUACAUCUCCCAUGGUCAAUAACAUCGGUACCAUGUGGAAAAUAAAUUAUAUUCGUCCAAUCCAGAGAACGUUUCGCUGCUUAGGAAUGAGGAUUUUCUACCACUCCAGAGACAAUAAUGGGAAUGUGUUCCACGCAUUGUGUGUAUGGUGAACUUCUUUCGCAUUAUCCGUAGCCCACCGUGCUAAUCGGAGGUUCAUUUGAGCAGAGACACUCUUGCACUUCGUACUUUGACGUCAGCCUUUAGUGAUAGGAACAUCUGCACAUCCUCGUGUUUUUGAACAUCUUUCCAACAACCCCGCAUUGCCCAAUCAGUGUUCUCAUCCACAGAGGUUUUUGUUUGGUUAGAUCACGUAAAUAUGUGUCGUUAAACCCGCCACCACCCGACUUAGCCAAUCAGUAAGGGCUUGUCACGUAAACACAGCACACCGAUGUGUUGGAGAGCCAAGCCACGACAUUUACAA
Petromyzon marinus (sea lamprey) is the source of this 8467-nucleotide messenger RNA. RefSeq names its product dedicator of cytokinesis protein 1-like. Gene Ontology annotation, molecular function: guanyl-nucleotide exchange factor activity; small GTPase binding. Gene Ontology annotation, biological process: cell migration; small GTPase-mediated signal transduction; myoblast fusion. The record is from RefSeq and is a predicted model, not a curated record. Lineage: Eukaryota; Metazoa; Chordata; Hyperoartia; Petromyzontiformes; Petromyzontidae. Gene Ontology annotation, cellular component: cytoplasm; plasma membrane.